Messenger RNA from Drosophila novamexicana, 812 nucleotides. It is a transcript of the gene Mpc1, whose product is annotated as mitochondrial pyruvate carrier 1. Lineage: Eukaryota; Metazoa; Arthropoda; Insecta; Diptera; Drosophilidae. The record is from RefSeq and is a predicted model, not a curated record. Gene Ontology annotation, cellular component: mitochondrial inner membrane. The transcript has 3 exons. Bases 212 to 532 code for a protein of 106 amino acids. Gene Ontology annotation, biological process: pyruvate import into mitochondria.
CUACUGUCAAAAACAUAUUACAUUUACAUAACUUUUGAUCACAACUCAAUACAAAAUUUUGUUUGUUAUAGUAUAAACACCAUAACAUUUUCCAAAGGAUUUGCAACAAAAUUAGCUAAUAGUACCAACAACUGCGCCAUAGACGUAACAAGAAAAAACAACAACAACAACCUUAACUCCAAGUGGAACUAUCUACAGUUAAACAAGCACAAUGUCAAUGAGACGCUCAAUGUCCAGCUCGAGCGCUGCCGAGUGGCGCAAUUACUUUAUGAGCACCCACUUCUGGGGGCCAGUCGCCAAUUGGGGUAUUCCAAUAGCUGCCAUCGCGGACACCUCCAAGCAUCCAAAGUUCAUCUCCGGCCGAAUGACAUUAGCUCUGACGCUCUACUCGUGCAUCUUCAUGCGCUUCGCCUACAAAGUGCAGCCCAGAAAUUGGCUGCUUUUCGCCUGUCACGCGACAAACGCUACGGCUCAAUCCUUUCAAGGCAUACGCUAUCUGAGGUACAUCAACUCCCAGGAAGCAGCCGCAUAAUAUGACAACAACACGGCUCGGCCAGCGCGCGAUAACAUUGCCAAUACCUGAACAACAACAAUGAGACCCACUGCAAUCCAAUCAGCCGACACGCAACAGCCCAAUAUGAUUGCAGUGCGCCCUGCUCACGGCCUCCUCGAGCUGCCGGAAUCUCAUCUGAAAUUGGAGCUCGCCCUGGCUCCAAUCUCUGUUCUCUGUUCAUCGCGCGUUGGACACCAAGUGGCUGCAGAGCGUCAGGAAUGGACAAUAGUUCCCGUGGUUUUGGUUAAAAAAAAAAAAA